AUGCAGCGCAACCUUUCGCCGUGCCGAGCAUCUUCUGAGACACAGGAUGCGACAUCUGGGCCAGCGGCCCUUUUCCUGCUCCCACUGCCGGCGCGCAUUCUCGCGGAAUCAGCUGAUGAUGCGCCGCGACGUCUGAGGACGGUCAUCCAUCCGUCGCCUCGGAUUAGCCACUCGGGUGUUGAGCUACAAGAAUCAUGGCCAAAGGCGCAAAGUGCAGACGACCCGAGCAAUCCCCUGGAUAUAUCAAGAAACUCUGACGGCCUUUCCACUCAGCUCAUCCCCACGGUUGUGGCUGGCGGGCAACUCCUUUCUAUCCCGUCCGGGGAUAGGGCUGAGCUGGAAUGCUCAGGGGCAUCGCAGCAUGUCAAUGCUCUGAAUCUGGACUUUGAGUUUGCGCCUUUGGCCUUUGGGCUCCAGUCCUCCGAUCGAUGCCCCCUCAACAUGGCUGCACAGGAUGCAUCUUUCUGGGACAGCUUUCUGGACCUUGGCUCGCUCUAUCAAUGCCCAAACGCCGGCUUUCCACAGGUAAUGUUUCCAGAGAAACUCUCUCCUUCGCAAGCUGGGGAUUCAAUAUUUGCAUCGGACCCAGAUCAACAUCUACCGGAGUCUCGGGCACCCGUGCCGAGCUUCCUCGCCGCAAGAGCCAGCCCCGAGCCGAACCUAGGCCAAGCAAUGAGAUUCGACGAUUACAUACAAAAAGCAUGGAAACAAAGUGCGAGGAUCGGCAAGAGACAAGCCAAUCCUCUCAUCAUGGGCACCUUUGAUCCAAUACUCUCCUCGAGGGAUAGUGACGAUAUAUGGUGUCCUGAGGACCUCGCUCACGUCAAUCCUCUCCCCAGACAAAAGUACGAUCAAAUUGUAGCAAAAUUCGAAUCCUUGAACAACACGACCGAAGCAGGAUAUAAGCAGUUUUCAACCGGUGCUUUCCCUUCUCUUACUGCCUGUAACGCAUUUAUGCAGCUCUUCUUCGAAGAAUUCGACCCCCUUUUCCCCUUCAUCCACAAACCGAGCUUUGACCCUCGUCAAGAGCAUUGGCUGGUACUCCUUGCUUUGGUGACGAUUGGGUGUCGCUACUCCAAAGUCCCUGCUGUCGCUGAUUGUGUGGAUAUUUUCCAAGAAUUUCUUCGCCGAGCCUUUCAUGCCACGAUUGAAGAGGACUACCGCACAACGCACGAGCCAUGGUCUCGACAUCAGCUACUCGACAGCCAGAAUGCGUUAUUUUUUGACCUGCCACCAAUUAUCCCGACAGAUCUUCUUCGACUGCCACUGCCCGGCACGGAGGAGCUAUGGCGGGCUCCUACCGCAGCUGCGUGGUUUGAAGUCCUCCAGAAGCAAGGCAAGGACGGUCAGCCCCUAAGCAUCCGACAAGAGUUGAACCACUUGUACAGAGACAAGACAUACCCGCAGUCUCUCGGUGAUUUCUCUACCCUGCUCCUUGUUUUGGGUGUCUAUAGAACUGCGCUACGGUACCGCCAUUGUCUGGAGGACGGGUUCUGGUCGCCACCUAGUUUUACUGGAGACGGCCUGCAAUCUAAUAAUGUCCAGAAAAUGACGCAAGAAACCUCCCCAGGCACUAGUAGGGCCAUGGAAUACCUGCGGAUACUGUGUUCGGGUAUUGAGGAGCUUCCCAGGCUGUCUUCGCUCAAAUCUGCAAUUCUGAUACACCAUCACUCGAUUGGUAUUCUUCUCGGUAUAUCCAUGGGCGAGCUCUUUUGCUACUCCGGGUACCGUGUAUCGAGCGACGAUAUUCUCGAAUGCCAAAACCGUCUCCGGGCUUGGAUACGGCAACGCGGCGGAGAGGCUCGCCAGGUCGCCUUACACGCGGGCAAGUUGUACGGCUGUAUUCGUCAUUCAAACAUGCAUGCGUAUUUUGAGGGCCACGCGAUGACGGUUUGUUGCCAGGCCCUUUGGAUCUACGGAGAGAUCUCCGGUGUGUCUGCGCAUCAGCAUGUUGAGCGAAUGCUCGAUCAAGGCCAAGUAAGUGUGCCGCCAACAUUUCGCCUAGACCAGAAGAAUAGCCAGCACGACGAGCAGAUCUGGCUGGAACAAGGCGCCUCGAUGCGCCCCUACCUGGCGGGUGUGGGCUGCAUCCUCGGCUCAGAUGGCGCAGCGCGGCUUAUCCAAGAGGUUGUCCGGGUGUUAUGCGCUGCUCCAACUUGGGGGCGCUUUUUAGCCAUGGGAAGGGGGCUGCAGUUGCUCCAUCGGAUCCGAUCGGUAGCUGCCUCUUGA
This is a messenger RNA of Trichoderma gamsii, 2229 nucleotides long. RefSeq lists its product as hypothetical. NCBI's taxonomy places the organism in Eukaryota, Fungi, Ascomycota, Sordariomycetes, Hypocreales, Hypocreaceae. The coding region runs from base 1 to 2229 and encodes 742 amino acids. The transcript is spliced from 5 exons. The record is from RefSeq and is a predicted model, not a curated record. Gene Ontology annotation, molecular function: DNA binding; zinc ion binding. Gene Ontology annotation, biological process: DNA-templated transcription.